AUGCCGGCUCUACGCCGCCAAAUUUCUACCCUCUCAACGGUUAACUUGAACAAAACGAUCAACAGCUUCAUUGGUAACGGAAACCUCCAAGAAGCUCGGAAGCUCUUCGAUCAAAGCCCCCACUUGACAAAUGUCGUAUCAUGGAAUUCCCUUAUCGCUGGUUACUUCAAACACAAUCUCAUCCAACAAGCAGAGUACCUGUUUGACAAAAUGCCUCACAGAGAUGUCGUUUCUUGGAACACCAUGCUCUCCGGAUAUCGCAACGCCAACAACCCAGAGAAACUUCAAGGUCUCGUGCUCUGUUUGGGGAUAAGUCUCAAUGUCUUUGUAGGGUCAGCAUUGAUGAGGGGUUAUGUUGAUUUGGAUGAUUACAGAGGUUUAGCUCGAGUUUUUGAUGAGAUUUUGGAUAAAGAUGUUACGCCGUGGAAUGUGUUGAUUUUGGGUUAUAUGAAAUUUGGGUGCACAAGUGAGGCGCAGAGGGCUUUUGAUAUGAUGCCUAUGAGAAAUUAUUUUACUUGGAGUACUUUGAUCAAUGGAUAUAUUGAGAACAAGAAGCUUAAUGAAGCUCGAUUCAUUUUUGAUAAGAUGAGUGAGAAAGAUGUGGUUUCUUGGACAGCAAUGAUAAGAGGGUAUGCGCAGUAUGGAGAGUUUAUGAAGGCUUUGAAAUUAUUUAAGUUGAUGUUGAACUUGGGUUCUCGUCCUAAUCAUUUUACGUUUUCAACUGUUUUAGAUGCUUGCGCAGGCUACUCUGCUGUUCUGGUAGGCAAUCAAGUUCAUGCGUGCAUCUUGAAGUCUGGUUUCCCUCUUGAUGUCAUCUUGUUGACCUCCCUUCUUGACAUGUACGGUAAAUGUGGAGACAUUGAAGUUGCUUUCUGCAUUUUUGAGUCAAUCCCGGCAAGGAAUUUGGUAGCCUGGAAUUCGAUCAUUGGAGGUUUUGCAAGACAUGGGCUUGCAGAGAGGGCAAUGCAGGAGUUUGAGAGGAUGCUAAAGAGUGGUAUCAGGCCUGAUGAAAUUACUUUUAUUAAUUUGGUAUAUGCAUGUGGCCAUGGUGGGCUAGUCGAGGAAGGUGAGAGAAUUUUCAAUUCUAUGGUAACAGAGUACGGAUUGAAAGCAGAGAUGGAACACUAUGCAUGUAUGGUGGACUUGUAUGGAAGGGCAGGUCAGCUUGAGAAAGCAGAAAAACUAAUCGAUGGGAUGCCUUUUAAGCCUGAUGUGGUCGUCUGGGGGGCAUUGCUAGGAGCAUGUGGCUUGCACUCAUGUCUAGAGCUCGGAGAGAUUGCAGCAAAUGGAAUCUACACAUUGGAGCACGACCAUCCUGCAGUAUACUCGGAAAUGGUGCUUUCAUCCAAGGAGAAGCAGUCGUCCAAUGAAAUCCUUCUUGAUGAAUGCCUCGUUGAGGUAUUCAAACGUCUUUCCAGUGGCCAAGAGAGAAGUGCUUGUGGUUGUGUUUCCAAGCGCUGGCUUAUGCUUUUAAGCAGCAUCCGCAGGGAUGAAGCAUUUGCCUUCAAGCCCAAUCUGCCUUCAAAUGCUGAAGAGGAAUCUACUUAA
Molecule: messenger RNA, 1548 nt
Organism: Solanum tuberosum (potato)
Lineage: Eukaryota; Viridiplantae; Streptophyta; Magnoliopsida; Solanales; Solanaceae
Product: pentatricopeptide repeat-containing protein At4g02750-like
Exons: 4
Coding region: 1-1548 (515 amino acids)
Biological process (GO): RNA modification
Molecular function (GO): RNA binding; protein binding
Source: RefSeq, a predicted model, not a curated record